This is a messenger RNA of Phyllostomus discolor (pale spear-nosed bat), 829 nucleotides long. RefSeq names its product transmembrane protein 239 (gene TMEM239). The record is from RefSeq and is a predicted model, not a curated record. NCBI's taxonomy places the organism in Eukaryota, Metazoa, Chordata, Mammalia, Chiroptera, Phyllostomidae. The coding region runs from base 129 to 581 and encodes 150 amino acids. The transcript has a single exon.
GCUCAAAGCCCCACCCUACCCACACUGGUGCCCUCCUGACCGCUGCACCCCCCCUCCCCGAGGUCCCAGGCAUCUCCAGGGCUGCUCCUGCAGCUGGACUAGCCCUCUUCCCAGGUGCACCAUCUGUGAUGCAGCAGCCUCGAGUGGAGACAGAUGCCAUCGGAGCCGGUGAGGGGCCGCAGCCGGCCGUGCCUUGGUCGGCCUGGGUCACACGGCAGGGCUGGGUGCGCUGGUCCAUGUACCACGUGCCCCAGAGCUGGAUCCAGUGGUGGACCACAUCGAGCUGGCGGCAGCCACUUCAGCGUGUGCUCUGGGGUCUGGAGGGGAUCCUCUACCUGCUGCUGGCACUGAUGCUGUGCCACGCACUCUUCACUACCGGCUCCCACCUUCUGAGCUCCCUGUGGUCUGUGGUAGUUGCAGCAUGGCGCCAUCUGCUGCCCGCCAUCCUGCUGCUGGUGCUCAGUGCCCUCCCAGCCCUGCUCUUCGCCAUCUCCUUCCUGCUGCUGUUCUCUACGCUGCUGAGCCUCGUGGGCCUCCUCGCCUCCAUGUCUCACCAAGGCCACGCUCAGGACUUGGACUAAUAGAAGGGCAACCCCAUCUCACUGCCUGUGUCUGUUGAGCCCUGGCCUAGGGCCUCAGGCCCCUGGGGAGAGGGAGGGCAGUGAAACCAGAGCCUUCCUGCCUCAGCAGACCCAGACCUCCAGUCCCUAGCACUGGUUGUGUCAUGAGUGAUGUUGCUGGAACUGGCGGGGUAGGUUGGCCUGAACUCUGGGAACCUCCCUCAAGCUGAUGCUGCAGGUACUUGGUAUGGGGGGUCAGGGGCUUUAAG